This is a messenger RNA of Polypterus senegalus (gray bichir), 12756 nucleotides long. RefSeq names its product sushi, von Willebrand factor type A, EGF and pentraxin domain containing 1 (gene svep1). Bases 179 to 10894 code for a protein of 3571 amino acids. The record is from RefSeq and is a predicted model, not a curated record. NCBI's taxonomy places the organism in Eukaryota, Metazoa, Chordata, Cladistia, Polypteriformes, Polypteridae. Gene Ontology annotation, molecular function: calcium ion binding. The transcript has 48 exons.
GUGCUUUGAGUGAGGUGGUGCAGGGGGGCGGGGGUCUACUUUUCUGUCAUCUGAAAGAACAGAAUCAGUUUGCACCUCAGGAGAAACUUUGCUUAAAAAGUCAGGAGGUGAAGUGAAUGAAAGAGCUAGCGGAGGACGGCACGUGCUUUUAGCAUUUCUGUUGUUCAAUUGAAUUAGGAUGUGGCGCUUAUUCGUGGCGCUUUGUUCCUGCGUUCCCUUAGUAGGCUGCUGGCUGCCGUCCUACCCGUUUUCAUUCAAUAAAUAUCCCUACCUGAAUCUGUCUCAUUCUUUUCAGUUAAGCGAACCGAGGAAAGCACAAGAGAGCACAGAAAGCAAAGUGGAGCGGCUCGGGCUCAUUUUCAAACGCAAUGUAAGGAAGCUGAGGGAGAAAAGCCAGAGUCUGGACUUGGUGUUUUUGGUGGACGAAUCCUCCAGUGUGGGUAAUGUCAACUUUAACAAUGAGUUGAAAUUUGUAAAGAAGCUCCUGUCUGACUUUCCCGUGCUCCCAUCGGCCACCCGCGUGGCCAUAGUGACCUUCUCAUCAAAGAACCACGUCCUGCCUAGAGUGGACUACAUCUCAUCUUCCCAUUCACACCAGCACAAAUGCUCGCUUUUAAAUCAUGAGAUACCGGCUAUCAGCUACAAAGGAGGAGGGACCUACACGAAAGGAGCUUUCCAGCAAGCCGCACAAAUACUGGAAAAGUCAAACCGAAAUGCUACCAAAGUGAUAUUCCUUAUCACAGACGGCUACUCCAAUGGUGGUGAUCCACGGCCUACGGCUACUUCUUUGCGUGAUAUGGGUGUGGAAAUUUUCACCUUUGGAAUAUGGCAAGGAAACAUACGGGAACUUCAUGACAUGGCAUCCUUUCCCAAGGAAGAACACUGCUACUUUGUUCACAACUUUGCAGAGUUUGAGGCGUUGGCACGUCGAGCACUUCAUGAAGAUCUUCCAUCUGGGAGUUAUAUUCAAGAGGAUAUUUCCCACUGUUCAUCCCUGUGCGAUGCAGGGCAGGACUGUUGCGAUGUAAUGGCAAGCUGCAAGUGUGGCACUCGCUCUGGUCAGUAUGACUGUGUCUGUGAGAAGGGAUAUUAUGGAAAAGGACUUCAAAAUGAGUGCACAGCUUGCCCACCAGGCACAUACAAACCUGAAGCAACGCCAGGGGGUAUUAGCUCCUGUACUCCCUGCCCUGACAAGCACCACACAUCCCCUCCUGGAAGUACAGCUAUCAAAGACUGUGUGUGCAAGAAUGGCUACAGCCCAGUUGGCCAAUCAUGUCAAGUGGUUCACUGCCCGGAGAUUAAGCCACCAGAACAUGGAUAUUUCAUCCAGAAUGUCUGCAAUAAUCAUUUCAAUGCAGCUUGCGGAAUCCGUUGCAAAGCUGGGUUUGAUUUAAUAGGAAGCAGCAUCCGUUUGUGCCAGCCGAGUGGUGAGUGGUCAGGAUCUGAAGCAACAUGCAGAGCUCGGUUAUGCCCAAGAAUUACUGCACCCAAGCAUGGCCACGUCAAUUGUACAACUAGAGACGUUUCUUAUAGGACUGUGUGUCAAUUGAACUGUGAGGAUGGUUAUCAACUGAGGGGUCGACAAAGGCUUACAUGCCAAGUGAAUUCUCAGUGGGAUGGUCCACCACCACAGUGUCUUGAAACCCAAUGCCCUGCACUAGAACAUUCUAAAACAUAUGUUUUGAUGCCGUCUUCUUGUGGGGAGGAACCUGCAAAAGUUGGAACAGAAUGUUUUCUCCGCUGUAAACCUGGUUAUACAAUUUCAGGCAUAGCAGACAAAAUACAGUGCCUCAGCUCAGGGAAAUGGAACACCAGUAUUAAAAAAGGGACUUGCAGAGAUUCAGAACCACCUCAAAUUAUUUGCCCAAAGGAUAUUGUGACAGAAACAAUGGAACAUCAAAACAUAGCCAAUAUUAGCUGGAUCGUCCCCCAUGGAAAAGAUAAUUCUAAUGAACAGGUAUCUAUUCAAGUGACACCAGCUUUCAUCCCACCUCACACUUUUCCCAUUGGAGACAUUCAGAUAACGUAUACUGCUACUGAUCAGUCAGGAAACCAUGCUAACUGCUCUUUUAAGGUGAAAGUGGUUGAUGCAGAACCACCAGUGAUUGACAAAUGCAGAUCACCUGCCCCACUCCAGACUGUGGAACGUGAAGUCAGUGUCCAUUGGGAGGAGCCACAGUUCUCUGAUAAUUCAGGCUACCAUCUCAUCAUUACAAAAACACACAAACCCGGAGAUCACUUUACUCAUGGAGAAACGCUUGUUAAGUAUACUGCUACUGAUUCAUCAGGCAACAGCAGGACUUGUGACCUACAUAUUAUAAUCAAAGGUUCUGCUUGUGAGCACCCAUUUAACCCCAUCAAUGGGAAAUUUUCCUGUGUUCAAGAUGAAUCAGGAGUAAACUGCACUCUGUUCUGCAUGGAUGGCUAUGGUUUAAUGGAGGAGACGGCACAGAGCUACUUCUGUGCUCACGAUGGAUUAUGGAAACCCCCUUACUCUGCAGAUUGGCCCGACUGCUCUGUAAACAGAUUUGCAAAUAAUGGUUUCAAACCAUUUGAAAUGUUAUUUAAAGCCUCCAGAUGUGAUGAUAUGAACCUGAUGGAAGCCUUCACUGAGAAAUUUUCUACUGCACUUGGAAAUAUGGUUCCAACAUUUUGCAGUGAUGCUGAUGAAGUAAAAUGCAGGCUAGAAACAAUCCGCAAUGGACGAUGCCUGGAAUACAACUAUGACUAUGAAAAUGGAUUUGCAAUAAGUCCUGGUGGUUGGGGAAAAAGUUGGAAUCCACAGAAUGUACUGGAUUAUGCUCAAGGUGAUCAAGACUAUCAGCAAGACCAAGCAGAGAGGUUCUCACCUAAAACGGCACCUCUCAGAAUCAGGAGACAGACUAAGGAUUUGUCGUCAACUGCAGACCAAAAAAUACAAAUCAUUUUCGAUAUAAGUGCUAGCAUACCUUUGCCCAAGGAGCGGAAUGAUUCACUGGAAGGUGAAAACCAGAAGAAACUUCUCCAAGCUCUAGAACACAUCACCAACAGGCUUAAGAGGACAUUAGAUAAAGAACCAUUAUAUAGUUUCCAAAUGGUGUCAGAAACUAUUACAGCUGACACCAAAUCUCUAGAAAGUAAGAAAGCCACUUUGUUUUGCCAGCCUGGCUCAGUGCUGAAGGGGCGAAUGUGUGUAAACUGCCCAAUUGGGACAUACUACUCUCUGGAGAAUCUUGCAUGUGAGAGCUGUUGGAUUGGAGCAUACCAAGAUGAGGAAGGACAGCUUGAGUGUAAAAGUUGUCCAGAAGUAUCCUCCACUGUUUAUAUGCAUUCCAGAAGUCUUGCAGAUUGUAAAGCCCAGUGCAAGCCAGGAACGUACUCCUUCAGUGGCCUUGAGACAUGUGAAUCCUGCCCACUUGGAAAGUUUCAGCCUGCAUUUGCUUCCAAAUUGUGUGUGCUCUGCCCAGAAGGCAUGUCUACAGUGAAUCGGGGAGCUGUUGAUGUAUCAGAGUGUGGAGUACCCUGUCCAGCUGGAGAGUUUUCCCGGUCCGGUCUCGCUCCGUGUUAUCCAUGUCCUCAAGAUUACUAUCAACCAGAUGAAGGCCGUUCCUACUGCCUUUCCUGCCCAUUUUAUGGCACAACAAGUAAAUCAGGCGCUACUUCCAUCCAGGACUGUUCAAGUUUUGGUUCUAGCUACACUGCCAAAGAAGAGACAUUGUUGUUGCCAGUAGUAGAAGAGAACAUCAGCAACACAUACCAAGCCAGCAGCCAAGUUUUUCACGAGUGUUUUUUGAAUCCAUGCCAAAACAGGGGCACAUGUGAAGAAGUGGGCGCAGGAUAUAUCUGCUUAUGUCCCUCUGGAUUUACAGGAGCCAAAUGUGAAAGCGACAUCGAUGAAUGUUUAUCAAUGCCAUGUCAAAAUGGUGCUAUCUGUACAGAUGUCGUGGGAAACUUUUCUUGUCAGUGCCAGCCUGGUUAUGUUGGAACACUAUGUGAAACUGAAAUUAACGAAUGCAUUUCAGCUCCUUGUGUCAACGACGGAACAUGUGUCGAUGGUAUUAACGGAUACACAUGUAAUUGUGCAAAUGGAUAUACAGGUAUCCAUUGUGAGCUGGAACUUAAUGAGUGUCAUUCCAACCCUUGUUUAAACAAUGGGGUCUGUGAAGACCUGCCUGGGACCUUUAAGUGCACAUGUCCGACUGGCUUAUCUGGAGUCAAAUGUGAGAUAAAUAUCAAUGAAUGUGACAGCCAGCCAUGCUUAAAUGGAGGAGUGUGUUCUGAUGGCAUCAACAGCUUUAGGUGUCAGUGUAAAGCUGGAUACACAGGACUGCUCUGCGAGACGGACAUUGAUGAAUGUGAAGCCAAUCAGUGCCUUAACCAAGCUACAUGUGUGGAUGGCUUGAAUUCAUUCACAUGUAAAUGUCCACCUGGAUUUAAUGGAACAAGGUGUGAAACAGAAAUGUCGUCUAAUUUUGACCUGGAAUUUGCAGUUUCUGGUAUUUACACCUAUGUUAUUUUGGAGAAUGUUAUGCCUCUUCUCUCUGCAAUAACGUGCACAUUCUGGAUGAAAUCCUCUGAUGGCAUCAACUAUGGCACUCCUAUUUCGUAUGCAGUUGAAGGAAGUGACAAUGCAUUUUUACUGAUUGACUACAAUGGUUGGGUAUUGUACAUCAAUGGAAAAGAAAGAAUUACUGACUGCCCGUCAGUGAAUGAUGGAAAGUGGCAUCACAUUGGUGUCACGUGGAAUAACACUGAUGGAGACUGGAAAGUGUACAUUGAUGGGAAAAUGUCAGAUGGAGGAAAAGGAUUGGCUGUUGAUUCUAUUAUUCCAGGUGGUGGUUCCUUAGUUCUUGGACAGGAUCAAGACCUAAAAGGAGAAGGGUUCAACCCCGUGGAAUCUUUUGUGGGCUCCAUUAGUCAGAUGAAUGUCUGGGAUUAUGCUCUUCUCCCCGAGCAGAUUAAGGCAUUAGCCAGCAGCUGCCCAAAAGACCUCCACAGAGGAAAUUUAUUUGCUUGGUCAGAUUUCCUCAAAGGGACUCUUGGAAGGGUUAAAGUAGUAACAGACAGUAUUUUUUGUGCAGAUUGUCCUGAUUUACAAACUCUGAUCCCUCAUUUGCAAACAUCAAGUAGAAGUGUGGCACCGGGGUCCCAAGUGAAGCUCUCCUGCAAUCCUGGUUAUUACUUGCAUGGAAAUGAAACACAACAGUGUCUUAACCUGGGACAAUGGAACCAUCCUCUCCCAACUUGUGAACGAGUUAACUGUGGUCCACCACCUUCCUUGAAAAAUGGCUCUUACAAAGCAGAAGGCUUCCACACAGGCAGCAUGGUUACCUACCAGUGUAACAGGGGAUUUUACCUUUUGGGAGACUCCAGAGCAGUCUGUGGUGACAAUGGAAUCUGGAACAGUAAUACACCCUCCUGCCUUGAUGUAGAUGAAUGUGCGGUGGGAUCAGAUUGUGACAAGAACUCCGAGUGUCACAACACUUAUGGGUCUUAUACUUGUACCUGCAGGCAUCCCUACACUGGAGAUGGUAAAAACUGUACAGAGCCUGUCAAGUGUCCAAAUCCUGGAUCCCUGGAAUUUGGCCUUGUGAAUGGCACCGAUUUUACAGCUGGUCAAAAAGUUUACUUCUCUUGUAAGGAGGGUUAUCAUUUAAUAGGCUCCACACACAUAACAUGCUCGGAAUUUGGAAUAUGGAGUGAACACGCCCCACACUGCCAAGUUGUAAAUUGUGGCAAGCCCACUAUCCCAGAGAAUGCUAUAAUGAAAGGAUCUGACUAUACUUAUGGAAAUAAAGUCAUUUUUAGUUGUAACACAGGAUUUGUACUCAUGGGACAAGUUGAAAUUAUAUGUCUAGCGAAUGGCAGCUGGAGUGACCUGUUCCAACAAUGCAAGCCAGCAAUGUGCCCUGAGCCGCAGAAUAUUGAGAAUGGAAAUUACACAUUAAAUGGAAGGACAUACCUGUCGAUCGUAACAUACACAUGCAAUAAUGGAUACAGAUUGCAGGGUCCUUCAUCACUAAUAUGUGAAUCCAUGGAGAAGUGGAAUGACACCGCUCCUGUGUGUAAAGUGGUGUCUUGUGAAAAGCCACCAACGCUUGCCAAUGCCUCUAUUGUUGGAAACAAGUUCACUGUGGGAAGUAAUAUAACCUACGUCUGUAAUGAAGGACAUACUCUACUUGGUCAAGAAAGUAAAGAGUGCCUCCCCAGUGGUGAAUGGAGCCAAAGUUCAAUACAGUGUGUGCCAGUCCCAUGUGACAAUCCUCCACAUAUUGACAACGCUCUUCCAGAACCUGGAAAUAGACUUUAUGGAGAUACGGCUUAUUACUACUGUAGUGAUGGAUACAGCUUAGCUGAUAAUUCUCAAUUAAUAUGCAACGCCCAAGGUCAAUGGUCUCCACCUGAAGGCAAAGAAAUGCCUCGUUGCAUUGCAGAUUUUUGUGUAAGACCUGCAGAUUUGCCUCAUGCCAUCUUGGAAUCAGUCAACAAAGCCAAAUAUUCUAGUGAGUCUGUGGUCAACUACAAGUGCAAGGAGGGCUUUGUCAUGAAUGGCUCUUCUACCCUGAAGUGUUUAAGAGGUGGACAGUGGAUGCCUUCCCCACUCGAUAUUCGUUGCUUCCCAGUGCGUUGCACAGAGCCUCCUAAUAUUGAGCAGGGAUACAUAAAUGGAAACAACUACAGUUUUGGGUCAGUCAUUGCAUAUGGCUGCAACAAGGGCUAUUACAUAAAAGGAGAAAAGAAAAGGACAUGUGAGGCCACUGGUGAAUGGAGCGGAAGCUUGCCAACUUGUCUACCAGUGUCAUGCGGGGACCCACCUAAACUCGAAAAUGGAUACAUAGAGAGCAAAGGCAAGUUUGUUUAUGAAAGUCAAGUAACAUAUAACUGUAAUCCUGGCUACAAAUUAAUAGGAAGUCCAGUUCGUGUGUGCCAAGAGAAUCAUCGAUGGGUCAGUGAGUCUCUUCCUUCUUGCAUCCUUUUGACAUGUGAAACUCCUCCUCCAAUCAAACAUGGACAUUACGAGGGAAGCACGUUUGAAGUUGGUAGCAAAGUUGAAUACGUCUGUGAUGAAGGCUAUGAACUUUUAGGAGAUGCUGUAUGGACAUGCUUGAAGUAUGGAAAGUGGAGUAAAACUAAUGUUCCUCUGUGCGUUCCAGUGCAGUGUUCUGAACCUCAGCUGGAACAAAAUCAUUUAGUCCUCAUAAGACUCGAUUCCGAUUCUGGCAUUAUAGAACUGGCAUGUCAAGAAGGAUAUGUAUUACAAGGUUCUUCAGUUCUAAAAUGUUUAUCAUCUCAAGAAUGGAACGACUCUUUUCCUGUCUGUAAACUUGUGUCUUGUGGCAAACCACCAUAUGUGAAACUUGGAGAACCACUUUAUUCACAUCUAAAUUUUGGAAGUGUUGUUCGAUAUACUUGUAUGGGUGGACUUACUUUAAAGAAGGAGUCUUCUGUUACCUGUCUGGCAAAUGGAUCAUGGAGCCUACCAAUCCCAGAAUGCACUGCAGUGGAGUGUCCUCAUCCAGAAGAGAUUCUUAAUGGCAUUGUUGAUAUACAAGGGCUGAUGUACCUUAAUGAAGCUCUAUACAGUUGCAAGUCAGGGUAUGAACUUGUUGGAAACAGCACCCUUCUUUGUGGAGAAGAUGGUGUAUGGAUAGGAGAAACUCCCACAUGCAAGCAUAUUGAAUGUGCUGCACCAGAGGAAAUAGCCAAUGGAAAAGUUGCCUAUUUAGAAGUUAAAUUUGGUCAUUCAGUGACGUAUCACUGUGACAGAGGUUUCAGGCUAGAAGGUCAGGAGAAGCGAAUUUGUUUGGAGAUGGGCCAGUGGGAUUCAGAAGCCCCAAAAUGUAAAGAAAUCUACUGUGAUGUCCCUCAGCCAAUUGAAAAUGGCUUUGUGGAAGGAGUUGAUCACAGUUUUGGUUCUACAAUUAUUUAUAGUUGCACUCCAGGAUUUCAGCUUGCUGGUCACGCUUUACUCACAUGUGAAGAGUCUGGAUGGUCUAGCUCUCCCCCUGUUUGUCUACCUACAGACUGCGGCCUUCCUCCCCAUAUUGAUUUUGGAGAGUAUGAAAAAGUUUUUGAUCCAAGUAGGGUUCUUGGAAAUGUAUUUGAUUCUGUAAAUCCAAGUCCAGCUCCUCACCAUUCCUAUGUUGCCUUCUCCAAACAGCCUCUUGAGCUUGUUUCUGAACUUGAUGUAACAGAACCAUUUGAGAUUGACUUUCUGCAUGGCACUGCAAUUGUGUACAGCUGUAACUCUGGGUAUGAACUUAUUGGUUCCUCAAUGCUAAUUUGUCAGGAAGAUGGUUUUUGGAAUGGAAGUGCCCCAGUCUGUUUACCUGCAGUGUGUGAACCUCCUAAGGCACCAGAACAUGGUUUUGUCAAUGCAACAAAAAAUAUUCUAGGUAGCAUUGUAGAAUAUGGUUGCAAACAUGGGUAUAAAUUGGACGGCCAGGCUGUCCAACAAUGUGUUUCAGGAAGACGGUGGAGUGGAAGAACUCCAACAUGUAAACUUGUAUCCUGCAAUGUCCCUGAGACCCUGGAUAAUGGUUCUAUUGAGGGAGAUACUUUUACAUAUUUAAGUAAAAUAUUCUAUAAAUGUGACCCAGGAUUUGAGCUCAAAGGACCCAGAAUGAGAGCUUGCCAAGCCAAUGAACAAUGGGAUGGGUAUAUGCCACUUUGCAGUCCAGUUUCUUGUGGCCCUCCAUCAGUUCUUGAGAAUGGCAUGGUAAUUGGAUCUGAAUAUACAUACAAAACGAAAGUGAUAUACAGGUGUAAUACUGGGUUUGUCCUUGAAGGUGAUAAAAAUAUUCUUUGUUUAAGUAAUGGCAGUUGGAGUUUUACUGCAGCAGUGUGUAGGAAAGUUCAGUGCUUGGAGCCAUCAUAUAUAACUUAUGGGGAAUUCCUUGGAUCAGAGCGUGGCUAUGGUGCUGAAGUUAAAUAUUCCUGUAAAGAUGGUUAUACAUUACAAGGAAAAUCCAUUUUAAAAUGCCAAAGUGAUGGUUCUUGGGAUGACAAGGCUCCACAAUGUGUACCUGUUGUUUGCGACCCUCCUGAGGAUAUAAGUCAUGGCUAUGUCAACGGAUCUAGUUUCACCCUUGGUAGCCAUGUUUAUUAUGUUUGCUUUCCUGGAUAUAAAUUAAUCGGAAACCCCAUUUUACAGUGUACAGCUGAUGGCUCUUGGGAAGGAGAAGUACCUUCAUGCAAGCCAUGUGUGUGCCAGCCACCAGUGAUUGAAAAUGGAUAUGUCACUACCAAAAGUUUUCAUUGCGGAGAAAAAAUACAAUUUCAGUGCAACAAAUAUUUUAAUCUUCAUGGGCCAACGGAAGCAACCUGUGAAAGCAAUGGUCUGUGGAAUCCGGGUGUCCCAUACUGUGGACAGAUAAAAUGUGAAACACCACCAUCUAUUCCUAAUACAUUGCUUAAUGGAAGCAGUCAGCUCCAUAAGAAUGCCGUAACUUACAGAUGCAAGCCUGGCUUUGUCAUGAGUGGCAGUUCACAUGUGAUCUGUUCUGAAGAUGGUGUAUGGAAGGAACCAUAUCCUGUGUGCCAGUUAGCAUCCUGUGGCCCUCCACCACCAGUGCCUAAUGCGGAAAUAAUAGGAACAACUUAUACUAUUGGAAGCAAAGUUCAGUAUAGGUGUUUAAAAGGAUAUGAGAUGCAAACAGAAGCAGAUGCCAAAAUCUGUUUGCAGGAUGGAACGUGGUCAACGCAUAAUAUCACAUGCAGACAACAAUCAUGCUCACUGCCACCAAAGCUGGCCACUGUUAUUGUGACAAGAAGUGAUUCUCCUUCAAGUGGAGCUGUCACUAUUUCUUGUCUUGAAGGAUAUGAACUUCGCAAAGAGAAUGUUUCAGUGUGCCAGCCUAAUGGUACAUGGGCUCCUGCAUUUCAUCCUGACUCUUGUAUUCCUGUGUCUUGUGGGAGACCCAGCCCACCUCUGCAUGGCAUAGUAAUUGGAACACGAUACAGCUACAAGGACAAAGUGCAAUACUUCUGUCAACCAGGUUAUAAAUUACAGGGAAAUGCUGAAAGAAUCUGUCAAGCAAACAAGUCCUGGAGUGGAAUGGACCCUGUAUGUUCAAGCCUAACAUGUGAAAUUCCCAGUUUAUUGGAUAAAGGCUAUGCUGUGUAUGACAACCUGACGGUUGGCAGCAGAGUGCAUUAUUUCUGUCAUGAUGGUUAUGAGCUUGAAGGAGACCCAACUGCAGUGUGCACUGGAAACGGGACCUGGAGUGUACCUCAGCCGGCUUGCAAAGCAAAGAGAUGUCCAGAGCCUUCUGGAAUUUCCUACGACAAGGCCUCUUCUGAGGAAAGUUUCUUCGUUGGUCAAAAAUUAUCUGUCAGAUGUCCAAAAGGAUACAAGAUUCAAGGAGCAACAUACAUCACAUGUGAUAGUGAUCUAACCUGGACACCUUCAGCUGUAAAGUGUGAAAAAAUUCCUUGCAGUUAUCCAGUUCAUGUUCCGAAUGCUUUAAUAAGGAGGAUAAACUUUCCUUCGGGAGAUGUAAUUGCUUACACGUGCUUUGGAGGAUACAUGCUAGAAGGACCAAGCAGGAUUACAUGUCUGGAAAAUGGAACAUGGACUUCACCACCUUCAUGCAAAGCGGUGUGCAGGUUCCCUUGUCAAAAUGGAGGAACGUGUAAAAAGCCCAAUUUGUGCUCAUGUGCAGAGGGAUGGAGUGGCAUGUAUUGUGAAGAGCCCCUCUGCAUUCUUCCAUGUUUGAACGGAGGCAAAUGUAUAGCUCCUUACGUUUGCAGAUGUCCAGUUGGAUGGUCUGGAUCCCGAUGCCACAAUGCGGUCUGCCAGUCUCCCUGCUUAAACGGAGGUAAAUGCAUACGGCCAAAUCGAUGCCAUUGCCCUCCUGGGUGGAGUGGUCAUGACUGUUCCAGGAAAAGGAAGCAUGGAUUCUAUCAUCUCUAAACAUUCCAUUUUUGCAGGUUCUGUAAUGUUUCUUUAAAAUCCUAUUGUACCCUUACUGCCUUACACUUAAAUGAUAAUCACACAGUCACCGUAAAUGAAUGGUUUCAUAAUUCUAAUAAUGUCUACUGUAAAUUAAAGCUGUAUUUUUUCAUAUUAGAAGUGUAACACUGCUGUAAUUUUGUGUUAUUUUAUGAUCAAUUCCAUUGUUAAUGUAAAUGUGUAAACAUAAAAAAUAAAAAUGCACUGUUAUUGCCCGAGAUGGUUGCUGUCUUGCGCCCAUUGUUGCCAAGCUCAGCUCCAGUCCAAUGACUAUUAAUUGGAUUAAGCAGGUGUUAGAAUAUUAAAUACAAUAAAGGGUAAGAUUUACACAGAAUCCAAGUUGGCCGAGUCAACUAACAGGAGUGGAUGUCCUAAAGAAAAUGAUGACCACGUUGGCUGUUAUCAACCUGCCUCCAAAUCUAGCAUGAGUUCGACACAACUGAAAACUUAACUCUGUUUUGAAACAUUCUGUGCUGCUUUGUAUUUUACCUUUCCAAGAUGCAAUUCCUAGAUUUUUGUUAUAAUUUUGUAAAAAUUGUCGUCACCUUGUUGAAAUGUAUUCACAUUAAGUGCAAGGACGCACAAAUCUACAACCUGCCUGCUGUUAAUUAAAAAUGGUCUUUUUUCAAAAUUGUUUCUGGACCAAAGGAAAGGAGCUACAUAAAGCAUUAAUGGAUUCACUUUUAGUAAAGAAUCGAUCAUCAUACUGACACAGAGGGAACCUGCAACCAACACACAAUGAGUGACUUGCACUAAAUACUGAGCCACCACAGCACCCCAUUAUUUCCUCCUUUAAAUAUUUGACACUUGCUGGUCUAUUCUAUUCUAUUGUGUACUUAACACUUUGGUUCAUCAUAUGAAAUCAGCAGUUAGUAAUACAUUCUUCACUAUGGUAAAUGGCACAGAAUUUUCAAAUAUUAAGUAAUAAGGUGGCUUUUAAACAAACAAAAAAAUGAAUUAAAGUGAUGAAAACCACUGUCUGAAAAUAACCCUACUUCAUUAAAGGAGUCUGUGCCCAGCAACAACUGUGCCAGUGCUAAGAGCAAGCAAUAUUAAUAAAACAAGUGCCCAAAGAAAUGUGCUUCUACUGUACAGAUGACACGGUCAAGCUAUGGGUUGGUGACCGUUUCAAAACAUAUCACAGGAAGAACUUGUGCUAAAUGUGCAUUCAGGACAGCAGUGGACACAAGACAGAACACUUCCUAGUGCAAUUAUGAUGUUUCGGUAUUUAUAUGUUUGUUGCACACACUUUUCUCUUGUUGAAUAAACAUUUUGGCUUGUUUUUUGGGGGUAAACAUAAUGGUAAGGAGGUUAAAGCAUCAAUGUUACUUGCAUGAAAUGCACCUAAUUAGGAGUCCUAUGUUUCCAAGCCAGAAGUUAUUAUUCUCGUUUCCGCAAUGUUCCACCAUGAAUUGAUGUGUAAUCAAAAUUAGAACAUCCUUAAAAUGACGACAAGUAUGGACAGUUGUUUCAUAAAAAUCAUAUACACAAAAUGAGUCAAAAGUCCAAAAAUUUAAAGAUGCCCAAAUAUUGGGACUGAUUUAGCAAAUACCACCUUACAUUCCACCAGUUGGGUGUGUAUUUGUGCAAACAUCGCUACACCAUCUUCAAUUAUACUUGAGCGUUUCAAAUGGAGAGGUGGUCAUAUGAGCAUUCUAACAGGUUUGAAGUUUAAAAAUAUAUUGAAGGAUGAAGCUCAUUAUUUGAAAUCUUUAUUAGUUAUAUGAUGUUUAGAGGUUAUAUACCUGCACCAGUGCACGCACUAUGCAACCAUUCUAAGAGGCAUAAACUGCGACCAUUGAUGUGUUCACUCUCCCCCAAAU